AUGGCCACCUCCACCCUUUCACCUUCCCCUCUCCUCCUCCUCCUCCUCCUCUUCCACCUCGCCGCCACCGUCACAUCCAUCGGCGUCAACUACGGCACCCUCGGAGACAACCUCCCACCUCCCGCAACCGUAGCAAACUUUCUAAAAACAAACACAAUCAUCGACCGUGUCAAGAUCUUCGACGUUAGUCCUCAGAUCCUCCAGGCUUUCGCGAACACCGGGAUCUCCGUCACCGUGACGGCGCCCAACGGUGAUAUCGCGGCGUUGGCAAAGAUUGAUUCGGCUCGGCAAUGGGUUGUUACGCAUAUAAAACCUUUUCAUCCUCAGACAAAGAUUGAUUAUAUUCUUGUCGGAAGUGAAGUUCUUCAUUGGGGUGAUAGUGCUAUGGUUCGGAACCUUGUUCCUGCUAUGAGAACGCUUCAUGCCGCUCUUCUUGCUGAGGGUAUUACCGACAUUAAGGUGACUACAGCACAUUCGUUAGCAAUAUUGCGACAAUCAAUACCACCAAGUGCAGGGCAGUUCAGACCAGGAUACGCAAAAUACUUUCUAGGACCAAUGUUGAAGUUCCUAAGACAAACAAAAACACCGUUUAUGGUAAACCCAUAUCCAUAUUUCGGUUACAAUCCGAAAAACGCCAACUUCGCAUUGUUCCGACCAAGCCGUGGCUUAUUCGACAGGAACACGAAACUACUAUACACAAACCAAUUCGACGUGUUAAUGGACGCAGUUCAUUCGGCCAUGAAGGCUCUUGGGUAUGGUGAUGUUGAUAUUGCUAUUGGUGAAACGGGUUGGCCUUCUGUUUGUGAUGGUUGGGAUGCUUGCAGUGUGGCUAAUGCUCAGAGUUAUAAUGGUCAGUUGGUUAGGCAUUUGGCGGAAGGGAAAGGGACACCGUUGAUGCCGAAUAGACGGUUUGAGGCUUUUAUUUUUGCUUUGUUUAACGAGAAUCAGAAACCUGGUCCUAUUGCUGAACGUAAUUGGGGACUCUUUCAACCUGAUUUCUCUCCGGUUUACGAUGCUGGAAUCUUGCGUAACGGACAGAGACCGGGACAAGGAGGAGGACAAACGCCAACGCCACGUCCGAUUGUUGGAGGGCAGAAAUGGUGCGUGCCAAAGGCGGAUGCGAGUGCCGGAGCGUUACAAGCGAAUAUAAACUAUGUUUGCAGCCAAGGAAUUGACUGCAGGCCGAUCCAACCGGGAGGAGUUUGCUAUGCUGUCAACGAUGUUAAGGCGCUUGCCACUUAUGCAAUGAAUGCUUACUAUCAGGCUAACGGGAAACAUGAUUUCAAUUGCGACUUCUCGCACUCCGGUGUUAUCACUUCUGUUAAUCCAAGUCAUGAUAAUUGUAGAAUCUGA
This is a messenger RNA of Lathyrus sativus (Indian pea), 1353 nucleotides long. The record is from the annotation of a GenBank genome assembly. NCBI's taxonomy places the organism in Eukaryota, Viridiplantae, Streptophyta, Magnoliopsida, Fabales, Fabaceae.